Messenger RNA from Lentinula edodes (shiitake mushroom), 321 nucleotides. RefSeq lists its product as uncharacterized. The transcript has a single exon. The record is from RefSeq and is a predicted model, not a curated record. The annotation marks the transcript as partial. Lineage: Eukaryota; Fungi; Basidiomycota; Agaricomycetes; Agaricales; Omphalotaceae.
AUGCGUCCCAAGUUCCGAUUCGUCGCACAACAUCCUGAGUAUGAGAGCCAUUUAUAUGUAGUGGAAGACAGCAAAACUCGGAAAGUCCCUGUUCCAAUUGGUCCCACUAUUCCCCGAAGAGAUCGCGAAAACGUACGACCUCGAUACUGUCGUUUGAUGUUGAUGUUUUUCAAACCAUGGCGAAACGGGAUAGAUCUUCGUGAAAAUCAUGAAAGUUGGGAAGAUGCAUUCGACGUUUUCAUUGAAUCGUGUUCAAUCAGAACAAAAGCUAUAAUGGAUAACAUGCAAAUACUGCAUGAGUGUAGGGAUAGCCGUGACGAC